Molecule: messenger RNA, 3202 nt
Organism: Drosophila hydei
Lineage: Eukaryota; Metazoa; Arthropoda; Insecta; Diptera; Drosophilidae
Product: putative fatty acyl-CoA reductase CG5065
Exons: 12
Coding region: 826-2739 (637 amino acids)
Biological process (GO): long-chain fatty-acyl-CoA metabolic process
Cellular component (GO): peroxisome
Molecular function (GO): alcohol-forming very long-chain fatty acyl-CoA reductase (NADP+) activity
Source: RefSeq, a predicted model, not a curated record
CUGUUUCUCUGUCUCUCUCUCUCUUGCUCUUGUUUUUGAGUAACAACAACAACAACAACAACAGAAAAUAGAGGCUGUAAGAAACAAGUGAAUGCUCCUUCGACACCACCAACACCAACAACCAGUCGAUUCAUCAAACGUUUUGUUCCAUUCAGUUCAGCUCAGCUCAGCUCAGUUCAGCGCCAGGCAGCAGGCAGCAGGCAGCAUCCAGCACUGACGAUUCCAACCUCACUUUUGUGCCGCACAAUUUACCAGCUCUGCAGCUUUUGUCAUCUCUUCCACACAUACAGGCAACAAGAGAGACAGGACUCUAGAUUCUGACUCUGUUUAGCUUCAACUUUUAGAAAUUUUCUAGUUUUCCAGCUGAACGCCGAUAGCGCAUAUAUUAUAUAUGUAUAUUUGCGAAAAUGGAAGUGUUUCACGGCGCUAGCAGCAACAACUUCAGUAAAAUUCUGUGAAACCUAAUGGCAAUUAAACAAUACAAUAAUUAAAGCUAAAGCACAAUUAGCAGCGGUGUGUUCCAACUAAAAUACAAGAACUAAAUCAACUUCCCCAGAAAACACUUCCAAAAGAAGAGAAAAACCGAAGCGUAACUUGAACAAUAAAACAUUAAUUUUAGCUGAAGGAGAAUUUGAGGAGCGCACAUUGCAAAUGAUUCAACUGCUUCCUAACUAAGCUAAGUGCGAGGGAUACUUUAAGGGUAAAACAUAUAUAUAUAUAUAGGUAUAUAUAUAUAUAUUUAAAUAACUGAAAUAUAAAAGAUAACAAGAACAACUGCAACACGUUACGGCAACCCCAGCAGCAGCAGCAGCAGCAGCAACAAACAUGUCACUCGCCGUCGCCAACAAAACAGAAACGGAAAACUGCAUCAGCAGUAGCAACAGCAACAGCAACAGCCUCAAACAGUCGCCACAGCCCGCACAGCAACCCAACAACAACAGCGAUGCUACGUUCUCAUUGCUGAACGGCACUCACUCGCAUCAGCGCAGCAAUGGACUCACUGCUGCGGCGCACGCAGCUGUCAGCUAUGCCAGCGCCGGCAGCGGAAGUGGUGCGGGCAAUGGCAGUGGUAUUGUCGGCGGUGGUGGUGCGGGUGCGGCAGCUGGCCUCAAUGCGGCUCUGCUUGGCGCUGCGCCGGCCACAGCGCUGCCCAGCAAUGGGGGCCUGCAGUCACCAUACGAGCGCUACAGAGUCGAUGAUACCAGUUACGUGCCCAUCGGACAGUUCUACGCUGGACGAAGCGUUUUCAUUACGGGCGGCACUGGCUUUAUGGGCAAGGUGCUUGUUGAGAAACUGUUACGUUCAUGUCCGGAUAUAAGAAAUAUAUAUCUGCUGAUACGACCGAAGCGCGGCCAAGAGGUUUCGGCGCGCCUUACGGAACUCCUAAAUGCACCGCUAUUCGAAUCAUUGCGUCGCGAGAAGCCGAAGGAAUUAAGCAAAGUCAUACCCAUAUCCGGCGAUAUAACAUCGGAGGAACUGGGCAUCUCAGAGAGCGAUCAAAGCCUACUUUGUCGCAAUGUUUCCGUUGUAUUUCAUUCGGCUGCCACUGUGAAAUUCGAUGAGAAGCUCAAGCUUUCAGUCACAAUCAACAUGCUGGGCACAAAGCGGUUGGUCGAACUCUGUCAUCGCAUGAUGUCCCUAGACGCACUUAUUCAUGUAUCCACUGCCUAUUGCAAUUGCGAUAGAACCGAUGUAUCAGAGGUUAUCUAUGCACCACCCUAUAAUCCCGAUGAUAUCAUCUCAUUAAUCAACUGGCUUCCGGAGGAUAUACUUGAUCAGCUGACACCGCGCCUCAUUGGCAAGCGCCCCAAUACGUAUACAUUUACAAAAGCCUUAGCGGAGCAUAUGUUACUUAAGGAGGCUGGAAACCUGCCCGUUGCCAUUGUGAGACCCUCAAUUGUGACUGCCAGCCUGAAUGAGCCCUUUGCCGGUUGGGUGGAUAACUUUAAUGGGCCAACGGGUCUAGUCUCGGCGCUGGCCAAGGGCCUCUUCCGUACAAUGAUGUGCGAAAAGAACUACGUGGCCGAUAUGGUACCUGUUGAUAUUGUGAUUAAUUUAAUGAUUGCCGCUGCCUGGCGCACAGCGACGCGUAAAUCCAAUAAUUUACUCAUAUACAAUUGUUGUACCGGCCAACGUAAUCCCAUCAUAUGGUCUGAGUUUGUCACGUAUGCCAUGUCCAGUGUGCGCAAACAUCCCUUGGAGGGCUGUCUGUGGUAUCCAACUGGUGACCUGCGCAUGAAUCGUCCAAUGAACACGCUGAACUGUAUAUUAAAACAUUUUCUACCAGCUCACAUACUGGAUGCUGUGGCGCGCAUUAUGGGCAAGAAGCCAUUUGUUGUCAACGUACAAAACAAAAUUGCCAAAGCUGUCGAAUGCUUAGAAUAUUUUGCCACGCGUCAAUGGCGUUUUAAGGACGACAAUGUGAAUGGCCUGCUGCACACGCUCAGUCCCAAGGAUCGUGAGAUAUUUGUAUUUGAUGUGCGCAACAUAAACUGGGAUAAAUAUGUGGAGCGCUAUGUUUUGGGCUUUAGGGAGUUUUUAUUUAAGCAGCGUCCCGAAUCGCUGCCCGCCAGCAGAAAGCGUAUGGUCAGAUUGUACUAUCUGCAUCAGCUGAUAAAGGUGGUUGCUGUGCUGCUCACCUGGCGUUUUCUUAUGUCACGCUCGAAGCGCUUAAAUGAUUUGUGGAGCGCGUUUCUGGAAAAUGUGCUCAAGAUCGCGCGCCUAAUACCAUUUUUGUAAUAAUCCGGCUGACAACUGCAGCAACAACAGCAACAGCAACAGCAUAAAUCUUGUCUGGUGAUGUUCUUCUUUGCAAUUUCUAAAUGCCUUCAACAUGGCAUACGUUUUAGAGGUUUUUAGCAAAUAAUUAUAAUCAUAUUUUUAUAUAUGUUAAACGAGUAAACAAACCUAACAAUCGGGUUCAUUAAAUAUGGCAUCCGUGGAUAAGAAAAGACGAAAACACACAAAUACAGAUGCGGUGCCAGGUGUCUGCCCACACCUGCCCACCGGUCGGAUGUGCAAUUUUUGAGAUACAGACAUAUAUAUAUAAAUAUAUAUGUAUAUGUAUAUAUAUACAUAUUUAAAUGCCUCUCCAAGGGUGUCGGUUCUCUCGUUGGCGAGUUAAAGACGUAAUUUUUGUAAAUUUUGUGCAGUCAACUAAGUAAAAGUAAUACUAUUAUAAUACGAAUCAAAUAAAGCGUAU